Aureobasidium vineae is the source of this 657-nucleotide messenger RNA. The record is from the annotation of a GenBank genome assembly. NCBI's taxonomy places the organism in Eukaryota, Fungi, Ascomycota, Dothideomycetes, Dothideales, Saccotheciaceae.
AUUGUAGAAUGGGCCUUUGGCAAGCGCAUGACGCCCGCAGAGCGCAUGCGAAAACACCAGCGCGCCCUCGAGAAGACCCAACGCGAACUUGACCGUGAACGCACGAAGCUGGAGAACCAGGAGAAAAAGCUAGUCCAGGAUAUCAAGAAGAACGCGAAGAAUGGCCAGAUGGGAGCAGUCAAGAUUCAGGCCAAGGACCUUGUCAGAACGAGACGAUACAUUCAGAAGUUCUACCAGAUGCGCACUCAGCUACAGGCCAUCUCGUUGCGCAUCCAAACUGUGCGCAGUAACGACCAGAUGAUGCAAUCCAUGAAGGGUGCCACCAAGCUCCUCGGCAGCAUGAAUAGACAAAUGAACCUCCCAGCCCUCCAGCGCAUUGCCAUGGAGUUCGAACGGGAGAACGAUAUCAUGGAUCAGCGACAAGAGAUGAUGGACGACGCCAUCGACGACGUGACGGGCUUGGAGGACGAGGAAGAAGGCGAGGAAGUCGUCAACCAGGUGUUGGAUGAGAUCGGUGUUGACCUUGGCCAAGCUAUGGGCGAGACUCCAACUGGCCUGCAGAGCACUGCUGUUGAACAAGGCAAAGUAGCCCAGGCCAUUGGUGGUGACCCCGGCGAUGAUGACCUCCAGGCCAGGUUGGACAGUCUACGACGAUGA